GCAAGCCUUAAGGACCAUAAAUUGGAGCUCCAAGCUUCAUAAUCAAACAUUAACCAACCGUAGGAAGAAACAGAUAUACUGAGUUGAGUGGCAAGGCUACUGGGAUUCGCAGAUCGGGAAGACAAUGAGGAAGUGGACUAUCCCUUCUGCUCUACUUUUGUUGCUUCUUCUCUCUCUCCUUCCGGAACAAGGUCGUAAGAUACAUGCCAAUGCGGAAAAGAGCGAAUCCGAAGAGCUUGUAGACCCCCCUAAGGUUGAAGAAAAGAUCGGUGCCGUUCCUAAUGGAUUAUCUACUGAUUCGGAUGUUGUUAGGAGGGAGGCGGAGUCGAUCUCAAAGAGAUCUCUCCGCAGCAAUGCCGAGAAAUUCGAGUUUCAAGCUGAGGUUUCUCGGCUUAUGGAUAUAAUUAUCAACUCUCUUUAUAGCAAUAAAGACAUUUUCUUGAGGGAGCUAAUCUCCAAUGCUUCUGAUGCGUUGGAUAAAAUCAGGUUCCUUUCCCUCACAGAUAAGGAGAUUUUGGGUGAAGGAGAUAACACGAAGCUUGAGAUCCUGAUUAAAUUAGACAAGGAAAAGAAAGUGCUUUCUAUUCGCGACAGAGGUAUAGGAAUGACAAAAGAGGAUCUCAUCAAAAACUUGGGAACCAUAGCAAAGUCUGGAACUUCAGCCUUUGUUGAGAAAAUGCAGACAAGCGGUGACCUCAAUCUCAUUGGACAGUUUGGAGUUGGGUUUUACUCUGUAUAUCUUGUGGCAGACUAUGUAGAAGUCCUUAGCAAACACAAUGAUGAUAAACAGUAUAUAUGGGAGUCAAAGGCUGAUGGGUCAUUCGCAAUCUCUGAAGAUGAAUAUAAUGAGCCAUUAGGACGUGGAACUGAGAUCAGAUUGCAUCUUAGAGAGGAAGCCCAAGAGUACUUAGAGGAAGACAAACUAAAAGAGUUGGUGAAGAAAUACUCUGAAUUUAUUAACUUCCCUAUAUAUAUUUGGGCAAGCAAAGAAGUUGAUGUGGAGGUUCCUGCAGAUGAAGAAUCUAGUGAAGAAGAGGAAACAACUGAAAGUAGCCCUUCAGAGGAAGAGGCAGAAGAGGAAGAUUCUGAGCAAAAGCCAAAGACUAAGACAGUGAAGGAAACAACUUAUGAGUGGGAGCUUUUGAACGAUAUGAAGGCCGUUUGGUUACGGAAUCCAAAGGAGGUUACGAAUGAGGAAUACACAAAGUUCUACCACACUCUGGCCAAGGACUUCGGUGAUGAGAAACCUUUGGCAUGGAGUCACUUUACCGCUGAAGGUGAUGUGGAGUUCAAGGCUAUUCUGUUUGUUCCUCCAAAGGCUCCUCAUGAUCUGUAUGAAAGCUACUAUAACUCCAACAAAGCCAACUUGAAGUUAUAUGUUAGACGUGUCUUCAUCUCGGAUGAAUUUGAUGAACUUCUUCCCAAGUACUUGAAUUUUUUGAAGGGUCUUGUUGAUUCUGACACCUUACCACUCAAUGUAUCACGAGAAAUGCUUCAACAACACAACAGUCUGAAAACUAUCAAGAAGAAACUCAUUCGCAAAGCUCUUGAUAUGAUCCGUAAGAUCGCUGAAGAGGAUCCUGAUGAGGCUAAUGAUGAGGACAAUAAAGAAGCUGAAAAGGCCAGUGACAAUGAUGAGAAGAAAGGUCAGUACGCUAAGUUCUGGAAUGAGUUUGGAAAGUCCAUAAAGCUUGGUAUCGUUGAGGAUGCUGCCAAUAGGAACCGCCUUGCAAAGCUUCUCAGAGUUGAAAGUACAAAGUCUGGUGGAAAACUAACAUCACUAGAUCAGUACAUCUCAAGAAUGAAACCUGGGCAGAAGGAUAUCUUUUAUAUAACAGGAACCAGUAAGGAACAAUUGGAGAAAUCACCCUUCCUUGAGAGGCUCAAGAAGAAAAAUUAUGAGGUUAUUUUCUUCACUGAUCCAGUAGAUGAAUACCUAAUGCAAUACUUGAUGGAUUAUGAAGACAAGAAAUUCCAGAAUGUGUCCAAGGAAGGGCUGAAGCUCGGGAAGGAAUCGAAGGACAAGGAGGUCAAGGAGUCAUUCAAAGAGCUGACAAAAUGGUGGAAGGGUGCCCUUGCCAGUGAAAAUGUUGAUGACGUGAAGAUAAGCAACCGUCUGGAUAACAGCCCAUGUGUUGUGGUGACAUCCAAGUAUGGGUGGAGUGCAAACAUGGAAAGAAUUAUGCAAUCUCAGACUCUAUCUGAUGCCAACAAGCAGGCAUAUAUGCGUGGCAAGAGGGUUCUUGAGAUUAACCCUAGGCACCCAAUCAUCAAGGAGCUUCGGGAGAGGGUUGUCAAGGAACCUGAGGAUGAGAAUGUAAAGCAGACAGCAAGGCUUAUGUACCAAACAGCGCUUAUGGAGAGUGGGUUCGUGCUUAGUGACCCUAAGGAUUUUGCAUCCAGUAUCUACAGCUCCGUCAAGAACAGCCUGAAUAUAAGUCCAGAUGCAGCAGUGGAAGAGGAUGAUGAUGUAGAGGAGGCUGAAGCUGAUGAAGUAAAGGGUGAUGAAGCCAAAACCACUGGGGAUGAUUCAGACACAGAAGAAUCUUUAACCAAAGAUGAGUUGUAAAUUUCUGAGAGGUGACAUAUUCAUAACUAGGAUUUUCUGACGGCCCAGUUUCUCUAGGAGAACCUGGAACGUUACAUUAGCCUUUCUGCUCAGUUUGUGAAGAAACGAGAAUGAAAUUGGAUAGGUUUGGAAUUACUGUAAGAUUAGUCACAUGAAAUUUUGUCAUGUAGUGAUUAGAAACUUGCAGAGAUUACUAUCAGUGUUCAACCCACUUAAUAACUUAAUGCAGAGGAUUUCGUUUUUGCUUA
Molecule: messenger RNA, 2817 nt
Organism: Macadamia integrifolia
Lineage: Eukaryota; Viridiplantae; Streptophyta; Magnoliopsida; Proteales; Proteaceae
Product: endoplasmin homolog
Exons: 15
Coding region: 125-2569 (814 amino acids)
Biological process (GO): protein folding
Molecular function (GO): ATP hydrolysis activity; ATP-dependent protein folding chaperone; ATP binding
Source: RefSeq, a predicted model, not a curated record